AUGACGACAGGACACAAAGGAAAGGCGGCAGCAAGUAGCUCAAAUUCCAAUCCCGUGCAAGUCGAAAGUGACAAUGAUCAAUCCAGCUCAAAAGUUGAAGAUAUGAUUAAAACCGAAUUGAAGAAUCGAAUGUUAGCUUCAGGUGAAUGGUCGAGAUUAACGAAGAAAGUACGAGAACAAUUGAAGGGAUCUAGCUGGGAGGAAAAUUUAAGAUGUACAGCUGAAGCUCGCGCUCUCGAGGCUGAUGAACCAAGCUUAGGGGAAUUGAUUGAAUAUAUUCAACCUAUUGCAGCAGAUACGGUACCUGAACAAAUCAAGAAUGAUAUCAUGGCAUCCAUCCGUCAUUUUGUUGAAGUCAAUGUUGAUGCUGACGUUGGCGAGACACAAUAG
This is a messenger RNA of Melampsora larici-populina 98AG31, 390 nucleotides long. RefSeq lists its product as uncharacterized. The transcript has 4 exons. Gene Ontology annotation, biological process: regulation of transcription by RNA polymerase II; poly(A)+ mRNA export from nucleus; positive regulation of DNA-templated transcription. Gene Ontology annotation, cellular component: DUBm complex; nuclear pore; SAGA complex. The record is from RefSeq and is a predicted model, not a curated record. Bases 1 to 390 code for a protein of 129 amino acids. NCBI's taxonomy places the organism in Eukaryota, Fungi, Basidiomycota, Pucciniomycetes, Pucciniales, Melampsoraceae. Gene Ontology annotation, molecular function: transcription coactivator activity; chromatin binding.